Messenger RNA from Cyphellophora attinorum, 3678 nucleotides. RefSeq lists its product as uncharacterized. The coding region runs from base 1 to 3678 and encodes 1225 amino acids. The record is from RefSeq and is a predicted model, not a curated record. NCBI's taxonomy places the organism in Eukaryota, Fungi, Ascomycota, Eurotiomycetes, Chaetothyriales, Cyphellophoraceae. Gene Ontology annotation, molecular function: lipid binding. The transcript is spliced from 3 exons.
AUGUCACACCCAGACCAGCAAAAGUCUGGCCAGCCAUGGAGCGGACAGAAUAAGAUUCCAAACAUCAAAGAACUCGUCCAGCGUCUCGACAAGGACAAGGCCGCCCGAGAUCAGCAGAUCGACCAAGAGAUCUCAUCUAGCAAUCAACAAGACAAGGUCGUUGCUCAUCAGAAUGAGAAACGCACAGAGCAGGGCAAGACCGUCACAGAUCCUGUGACCGGCAACCAAGUGGUGAUCGCAGACGUCGGCAAGAAGUACAUGAAGAAUGUCGACAACCCACAACUAUCCGUGCCCAACGCCAAUCUUGGCCGAGAGACAACGGUCGCCACGUCCGCGUCACAGAAGAAUCCAGAGUACAAAGAAAAGCAGGACAUUACAGCGCCACCAGACCCAAUUGCUGAGGGCAGCACAUCAGACGUGCCUAUUCAUGGCGAGAAGACCAACAUCCUCUUCCACCCUACACCAUCGGUGAGCUAUGAGCCUAUGUUCAAGGCCCUCGAGCAACGGGCUGGAGGCCUGUGUGUUGCCAUUCUGGUUGCCAUCAUCAUAAUGGGCAAGAUGUUUGGUGGUGCUCUGAAAGGGCUGAUUCCUCUCGGAAUGUGCAUCUCAUCUGCAGUCUGGCUGUGGAUGAAGGAGGUGGUCAGGAGCGGGCGCGAAGUUGAGUGGAGCAGCGAGCAAAGUCGCGGAGAGACAGCCACAGCGAACCUCUUGCCGGAAUCUGUCGAGUGGAUGAACUCCCUGCUUAACGUCGUCUGGGGUCUGAUCAAUCCUGACAUGUUCGCAGGUGUGGCCGACACGCUCGAAGAUGUGAUGCAGGCUUCCGUUCCAAGAGUGAUCAACAACGUCAGAGUAGCCGAGAUCGACCAGGGCAGCAAUCCGCUCAGAAUUCUCAGCAUGCGAUCUUUGCCUGACAGUAAGGUCAAGGACUUGAAGAAGAGCAUACACGAAGAGAAUAAGAAGACGAAGGAUCCACAGGAAGCCGCUGCAGAUGAGGAAGGUGGCGAAUACUACAACCUCGAGGUUGCCUUUGCCUAUCAUGCAAAACCAACGGGUUCAAGCGUUGCAGGAAGGGCGCGCAACAUGCACAUGAAUCUGGUGUUCUACUUGGGCGUCAAGGGCCUGAUCGGAGUGCCCUUGCCUAUCUUCGUCGAGCUUCAAGAACUGGUUGGCACAGUUCGCCUUCGGUUGCAGAUGACGCCUGAGCCGCCUUAUGCGAAGUCUCUCACAUUUACCCUGAUGGGCGUGCCUCAUGUCCAGGCUGGAUGCAUCCCCAUGGUCAAACGCGGCGUCAAUAUCUUGAACCUCCCGCUCAUUUCGAAUUUUGUCAAUUACGCUGUUGCAGCAGCCGCGUCUCUAUACGUCGCACCGAAGUCCAUGCAGCUCGAUCUCAAGGCAAUGCUGCAAGGAGACGACAUCACCAAAGAGACCCAGGCAAUCGGUGUCAUGUGGGUAAGAAUCCAUCGUGCUGUCGGUCUCAGCAAACAGGAUCGACGUGGGUCCGAGGGAGGUGGCAGCGACCCGUACAUCAAUCUGUCGUUCUCGAAAUACGGCAAACCCAUGUACUGCACGCGUGUCAUCACAGAUGAUCUGAAUCCUUUGUGGGAAGAGACCGCUGCACUGCUGGUCACACCCGAAUUGAUCAAAGCCGAUGAGCAGCUGAGCGUUGAGCUCUGGGAUUCUGAUCGCAACACAGCCGACGACAUUGUCGGCAAGGUCGAGCUGUCAAUUCAGAAGAUGAUCCAGCAUCCAGGAAAAAUGUACCCGCAGGUUUCGAGGCUGAGUGGUAUGCAGGAAGGUACUGACAUGCCCGGUGAGCUCCAUUGGGAGGUCGGCUAUUUUGGCAAACCUCAAUUCCGCCCAGCACUGCGCACUGAUGGCAAGGAUGACAAGCUCCCUGCCUCACUCAAAGACGACCCGCAGUUCCAAGAGGACAAAGGCACGCUGGAUACGAGUACUGCGGAUGCUGUUGCUCAUACUCCUCCCGAUCCGCUUUGGCCGUCUGGCAUACUCAGCGUGAUUGUGCAUCAGAUUGUCAAUCUCGAGCUCGAGAACAUCAAGGGCAGUGAUGGCAACCGCAAAGGUAAGGAAUUCGAGCCCGCCAAACCAUACGGCGAGGCAACGGAGGAGGAAUCCAAGAAAUUGCCAACAUCUUACUGCACGAUUCUGGUCAAUGAUGGUCUUGUGUAUCGGACACGUGCAAAGGCUGUGAGCAGCAAACCCAUCUUCAACGCUGGUACAGAGCGAUUCAUCCGCGAUUGGCGUUCAGCAUUAGUCACAGUCACGGUUCGCGACCAGCGCAAUCGUGAACAUGACCCGAUUCUCGGAGUGGUGCCGCUGAAGGUGACUGACAUCUUGACCAAGAGCUCACAAGUCACUCGAUGGUACCCACUAGAUGGCGGCAUCGGCUUUGGACGCGUCCGUAUUUCGCUCCUCUUCCGCAGCGUCGAAACACGUCUGCCACCAAACAUGCUCGGAUGGGAAGUGGGUACGUUCGAGUUUUUGUCUGAUCGCAUCUUGGCGACUGGCUGGGCGAAGAACGCAAAGAUCAAGCUCCGUACGGGGGGCAGUACCGGCAAGAUACCUCGCACAGACUGCCACAAGACUGACGAAGGUGAUGGAGUGUACUGGGACAUCUCUGCAGCUUCCAACAAGCAGGUACGAAUGCCAGUCAAGCACCGUUAUCGAUCGCCAAUCGUCUUCGAGUUCCACGUCACUGGUAAGCGUGGCGCUGCAGCUUAUGCCACGAUAUGGCUACAGCACCUGGUGGACAAUGAGGAGACUCCUCUGGACAUUCCCAUUUGGACCACCAAGCUUGGCUCCCGUCUGGUGCAAAAUUACAUAACAGAACGAAACAUCACAGCGAAAGAGGUUCCUGGUCUUGAAGAUCUUCAAGAGGUCGGAAGACUGCAAUUCCGGGGACGAUUCAAGGCUGGGAUGGAUGAGGCACAUCGCGCCUUCGUGGUAGACAACGAUACUCGAGAGACCUACGAGUCGUGGGAGACUUGUCUCGGAGAAGGCGUGAGGCAACGCGUCGUUGAGGCUGAGGUGCCUGAGAGUGUGCAGGAGCUACACAACCGCUCAUUGACCCAAGGUCGUGACGUUCUCAAGGAGAUGGACCCGAGAGAACGUAAGCAGUGGCUGACGAGGAACGGCGAAGACUGGUCAGGUGCGUUCGGCGACAGUCCACGGGCCUAUACGAACUCCAAGCUCGAGAAGAUUGCCGAGCCGGGCAAAGAUGCACCUCCUCACGACCCCAUCAAUCCUUCCGAUGACGAUGAUCCGGACGAUCAGCCAGACAGCGAUUCGAGCUCUGAUCUUGGCGUGACUGAUGCAAGUAACGCGCCCACUGGCGGAUUCAAGAAUCGCAACGCUCGGCAGAGCAUUGGCAGCGGUGGUAGUAGCGAGAGGCUGCGACAGAGCAUGGACAGCGCCAAUACUGGGUACACGACCAUGACGACCGACUCUGCGGCAUCACCGGCCACUAAGCGCGAUGCGAAGUGGCAGGAGAAGGCGGACAAACGUGCAGAGAAGCGCAAGCACCGCGGACUGGCACAAUGGAUGCCGGCGCGGAAUGUGACAUUUGCAAAGGACGAAGGCAAGUUUGGUCUGAACAAGCUUAAGAAGCGGUUCACCGGCGGACUUGGAGGACGUGAGCCAGGCGUUGAGACGGAGGCUUGA